This is a messenger RNA of Gossypium raimondii (Peruvian cotton), 1759 nucleotides long. RefSeq lists its product as uncharacterized. The transcript is spliced from 8 exons. Lineage: Eukaryota; Viridiplantae; Streptophyta; Magnoliopsida; Malvales; Malvaceae. The record is from RefSeq and is a predicted model, not a curated record. The coding region runs from base 300 to 1571 and encodes 423 amino acids. Gene Ontology annotation, molecular function: zinc ion binding.
UCUUCCCAAGUCCUACUGACUGCGACCCGAUCACCAUUACAAUUAAAUCCUCAAUAUCAUAUUAUUAUAUAUUAAUAAAAGAAAAUAUAUUUCUUUUAAUAAUUUUAUGUAGAGAUUUAUUCCUUCGUAUAUCUUUGCGUUUGCACCGUCUUUUGAUUCUUCGUUUCUCAUGUUUUUUGUUUUGUUGCAUUAAUUAUUCUCCUUUUUCUUAAUUUAUUUUCAUCGAUUGAUUUUUAUAUUUAUUUCUUACAUUUUAUUUCUUGAGGGGGGUUUCUUGUGAGCUUAUACAAGAACUAACAAUGCAAGCAACUGAAGCUGUUAGCAAUGGAGUUUCAAAUGGUUCUUCUCAGGCAAAUUCUCCUGUUCCGGAACCCUUAGAUAACAAGCCUCCAAGGCCCGAAACAAGUGGUCGUCACUCUGAUCUUUCACUUCAAAUACCACCUAGACCAAUAGGAUUUGGUAGUCAUAGUGGAAAGGGUUUACUUCAGUCCCAAGGUUCCGGUAAAAGCGGUUCCUCACCGGUAGGCUUCUUACGUGGCUUAAGCUUCAAGAAAAAGGGUAUCAUAGCUGAUGGCGAGAGAAGCUUCCUCCUCACCCCUGACAACAAAACUGGUCCAGAAAGUCCGAGUAUGGCUAGUUUUCCAUCCCCAUCUUUUUGGCAAAGAUGUACAUCGCUGCCUGUCACACCGGCAUCAAAUUUGUCCCCAUCAGUUGCCACGCCUGCUACAGAAAGGAUGGCUGGAGAACGGAGUAAAUUGAAUAAAGGAGCUAAGCUUGCUGUGGUUUCGAGGUCUCUUUCAGUUCCCGGACGAAAUGUCGUUAUAGUGAGAUCUGCAUCUUUCGAUACUCGUAAAGAGCAUGCCCCUACUGAGAACAGUGAUGAUAUUAAUCCCGUUACUGCAGAAAGUGAUGACGAGGAGAUUCCUGAAGAGGAAGCCGUGUGCAGAAUCUGUUUCGACGAAUGUGAUGAGAGGAAUACACUUAAAAUGGAAUGCAGCUGCAAAGGUGCCCUACAACUUGUGCACGAGGUGUGCGCCAUAAAAUGGUUUAGUGUGAAAGGAAACAAAAACUGCGACGUAUGUGGACAGGAAGUGAGGAACUUACCCGUAACUUUGUUGCGGGUGCCUACUACGGCUCGAAGGAGUAAUAGACAGAACAUCGAUCCACAAAGAUUACCAUCAGAAACCGUGAGUGUCUGGCAGGAUUUCGUGGUUCUCGUGUUAAUUAGCACGAUAUGCUAUUUCUUCUUCCUCGAGCAACUACUGAUUCGGGAAAUGAAGACUCAAGCGGUUGUGAUUGCCGCGCCAUUUGCGUUUACCCUAGGCCUCUUAGGCUCUAUCUUUGCCCUCAUCUUAGCAAUCAAGGAGUAUAUAUGGACGUAUGCAGCUUUUGAGUUCGCACUCGUUGCAGUAAUCGUGCACGUAUUCUACACCGUGGUCCAUAUGAAGGCUGUUUUCUCUAUACUGUUAUCGGGAAUGAUAAGUUUCGGGACAGCUAUGGCACUCAAUUCAUUGUAUAUCCGGUGUUUCGGUUGGCGAGUUCAGGUUGCCGGAAAUUCGAACCCAGUGUGAUUCGGUUUAGUGACUGGUGCUCCUGCAUUUUUAUGCUUAUUACCUAGUAAUUGAGGCCUUAAAUGUAGAUAUAAUGUUUGUUGCUAAAUAUCGGAUAGCAUUAGGUUGAGCUUGUAUGCAACGAGUGUCGUAUUAAAUCCGAGUAUCACUUUUUAAAUUUAAAUACGAAUUAAUUAAAUUCAGUCUAA